AUGCGCGCUAUCCAAGUAAAGAAAUACGUCAAGGGACCCCUCGACCUCACUGUCUCCACCCUCCCGACUCCAUCUCCCUCCCCCUCCGCCUACCUAAUCGAAAUACACUCCGCGGGGACAAACUUCUUCGACCUGCUCCAAAUCCGUGGCAAAUACCAGCACCAGCCCCGUUUCCCCUGGGUCAGCGGCUCCGAGUUCGCAGGCACAAUCGCCGCCGUCCCGACGUCAGGCGGGCCAUGGAAGUACAAGGUCGGAGACCGGGUGUUUGGCGCCACACAGGGCGCGUAUGCGACGCACGUCCUUGCUUCGGAGUCAACCCUACUCCCUGUGCCGCAACGGUGGAGCUUUGAAGAUGCGGCCGGGUUGUUUGUCACGGCCCCGACGUCGUACGGCGGCUUGGUGCACCGAGCGAAUGUACAGCCUGGGGAGUGGGUGCUUGUCCAUGCGGCUGCUGGGGGUGUGGGCCUCGCGGCGGUGCAGAUUGCAAAGGCCCGCGGGGCGACAGUAAUCGCGACGGCGGGGACGGAGAGGAAGAGGGAGGUUGCGAAGGCGUUUGGGGCCGACUACGUGAUUGAUUAUCGGGAUAAAACGUGGCCUGAGAAAGUCAAAGCGCUUUGUGCGGAGCACCGGCAGGGGAAUGGGAAGGCCGGCGUGGAUGUCGUCUACGAUCCCGUGGGCAUGAUCGAUGCGAGCUUGAAGUGUGUUGCGUGGAAUGCCAGGCUGUUGGUUAUUGGGUUCGCGGCGGGGAGUAUCGAAAAGGUGGCGCUGAACCGAGUAUUGUUGAAGAAUGUUAGCAUUGUCGGGUUGCACUGGGGGCAGUAUGCGAAAUUUGAGCAGGAGACGGUGGGUGUCGUUUGGAAGGGCAUCUUUGAUCUGAUUGCGCAGGGCAAGUUCAAGGGGACAGCGUUCAAGGACGAAAGCUUUGUCGGGCUGGAGUGCGUUCCCAAGGCACUGCAGGCGCUUGGAGGUCGGGAGACCUGGGGAAAGGUCGUGGUCCAGGUCAUAGACGAUAAGGCUAAGCUGUGA
Messenger RNA from Aspergillus mulundensis, 1026 nucleotides. Its product is annotated as NADPH:quinone oxidoreductase family protein. Gene Ontology annotation, molecular function: oxidoreductase activity; zinc ion binding. The transcript has 2 exons. Gene Ontology annotation, cellular component: mitochondrion. NCBI's taxonomy places the organism in Eukaryota, Fungi, Ascomycota, Eurotiomycetes, Eurotiales, Aspergillaceae. Bases 1 to 1026 code for a protein of 341 amino acids. The record is from RefSeq and is a predicted model, not a curated record.